Molecule: messenger RNA, 405 nt
Organism: Adineta steineri
Lineage: Eukaryota; Metazoa; Rotifera; Eurotatoria; Adinetida; Adinetidae
Source: the annotation of a GenBank genome assembly
AUGUCCAUCGGAAAAUCUUCUGUGCCACAUAAUGUAUUAGAACUGGAAGAUAAUGAUUUCUUUGAAUUUGUGAAAUUUUUCUCCGGUGCAAAACUGGCAAGUCUUAUUGAAUUUCAAGAUAUUAAUACUGCACAAUGUCUACUUGCUUGCGAUGAUCCAUUUUACAUUCUUUCAUUAGACUCAGAUGAUUUACUCGAUUUGCAAAAGAAGACAUGCGUAAAGUUAAACAGUAAUGGUUUUGUUGUAUUAUCUGGUUUAACAUGUAAAAUGAAGUUUUUGAAAGGUGCAUUGUUAAGAAAACGUAAUGAAUUGAAAAAAAAAGCAAAAAUUCGUACAAAUGUUAAUACAACAAUUGAUACAUCAUUAAGUAAUCAAGUUAUGAACAAUGUUACUAAUUUAACACAA